CGGCGCCCAGCCCGGGCGGCUGGAGCUUGCGCGGUCCGCGAGUGGCCGCUGGCGGAGCGGCUUGCGGUGCCCGGCUCCGCACUUCCUCGCUGCCGCCGGGAGAGCCGGUCCCCGAAGCCCCGGCGAUGGGAGUUGAGACCCGGUGCUGGGGGCAGGGGCUCGCCGGGGCGAAGCGAGACUCCGAACGGUCCGCGGGCAGCGCCGGCUGCUGAAGGCCAACGCGCCCCGGGGAGACUGGGGACUCCCUGCGGAUGCCCGGCUCGCCGAGGCUGGAUUGCCGGGGGCUCUGCUAGUCUCCGAGGAGCUCCGUGUCUGCCCUGCGCUCCCCCCCCCCCACACCCCGUUUGCUCCCUGCCCGCUUGGAAAGUCCCGGCUGCCCAGGAUGGGGGUCGGCGGGUGCUUGGUCGUGCCCUGGAGAUGCCUCGCCGUCCUCUGUCUCAGGCUGCUCUUCCUUGUGCCCGCAGGCGUGCCCGUGCGCAGCGGAGAUGCCACCUUCCCCAAAGCUAUGGACAACGUGACCGUCAGGCAAGGGGAGAGCGCCACCCUCAGGUGCUCCGUGGAUAACAGAGUCACUCGAGUGGCCUGGCUGAAUCGCAGCAGCAUCCUCUAUGCCGGCAAUGACAAGUGGUGUUUGGACCCUCGGGUGGUGCUCCUGUCAAACACCAAAACCCAGUACAGCAUCCAGAUCCAGGAUGUGGACGUGUAUGAUGAGGGGCCCUACACCUGCUCCGUGCAGACAGACAAUCACCCCAAAACAUCACGGGUGCAUCUCAUCGUGCAAGUGUCUCCCAAAAUUGUUGAGAUCUCUUCCGAUAUCUCCAUCAACGAAGGUGGCAACAUCAGCCUCACCUGUAUAGCCACAGGCAGACCGGAUCCUACAAUCACCUGGAGGCACAUCUCCCCCAAAGCUGUGGGUUUCGUGAGCGAAGACGAGUACCUGGAGAUCACGGGGAUCACCAAGGAGCAAUCUGGCGAGUAUGAGUGUAGCGCAUCCAACGACGUGGCGGCUCCUGUUGUCCGGAGAGUGAAAGUCACCGUGAACUACCCGCCGUACAUCUCGGACGCCAAGAGCACCGGGGUGCCCGUGGGGCAGAAGGGCAUUCUUCAGUGCGAAGCCUCCGCCGUCCCUGCUGCAGAAUUCCAGUGGUACAAAGACGACAAAAGGCUGGUAGAAGGACAGAAAGGGGUGAAAGUUGAAAGCAAAGCCUUCUUCUCCAGACUGACCUUCUUCAACGUCUCCGAGCAGGAUUACGGGAACUACACCUGCGUGGCCUCCAACAAGCUAGGAAAUACCAACGUCAGCAUUAUCCUGUACGAAGAGACAACUACAGCCCUGACACCCUGGAAAGGCCCCGGAGCAGUGCAUGAUGGGAACAACGGCACGUCAAGAAGAGCUGGCUGCAUUGAGCUGCUUCCCCUCCUGCUGUUGCAUCUGCUCCUCAAGUUUUGACCCAAGUGCGGAAUCUGCGGAGUAGCGACAACCACAGCAACAAGAAGAAGAAAAAUGUGCCGGUACCAAGGACCAACCAGUACAUUUGGCUGAACGGCUCUCCCCGCACCUCCCCACCACAUUCCCCAUUCCAAGGCAGCUGGCUCGGUUAUUUCUUUCCGCUCAACUCUCCCACAUGGAUGAUUGCGGAAUCGGCCGCUCCAGCACAUGCAUAUACAGACGCACAAGCUCUUUUUUUUUUUUUUGGUGAGAUUUUCCCUCCCUUUCAUGGACUGUGCUGCCAUUCGUGUUAGUAUGAAACAAACAAGCAAAAAUUGACACCGCCGAGACACAUGAAAAGGAACAAAGCAAACUGGUUGUUAAACAUUUCUUCAUUCUGCUACACACGGACAUCAUGGAGAAUGAGGGAUCUGCUUCAUUCUUAAUUUUAUUAAUUAUAUUUUCUGAUAUGAGCCUAGAACUGUUAGUUCAUAAAAAACAAAAACAAAAAAAAACA
Molecule: messenger RNA, 1946 nt
Organism: Dermochelys coriacea (leatherback sea turtle)
Lineage: Eukaryota; Metazoa; Chordata; Testudines; Dermochelyidae
Gene: NTM
Product: neurotrimin
Exons: 9
Coding region: 383-1450 (355 amino acids)
Cellular component (GO): neuron projection
Source: RefSeq, a predicted model, not a curated record